GAGCCCCGGGGCUCGGCGGAGCCGGUCCCGCCGCACCCGCAGCCGCACCGGGACCGGGCUGCGUGCGGCGGCGGGGCCCGGGUGGGCGAGGGCGCACCGGGGCAGCGCCGCCCUCUCCCUCCUCCUCCUUCUCCUCUCCUCCUCCUCCUUCCAGCCGGUGCCGCGGAGCGGAGGAGCCACCGGGGGCAGGAGCGGCCCCCGCAUGCGGCCGGUGCCCGCGGGGGGAUGCGCCGCGCCCCGGCCCCGCCGCCGCAAAGUUUCUGCGGGGCCCCCGCCGUGAACCGGGGCGGGGAGGAGGAGGAGGAGGAAUCCCUGGACAAAACGCCUCCCUGGGCAAAAGGGCUCGCAGGCACAGGCACCUAAAAAAAAAAAAAAAACCUUAAAAAAACCCCAAAGCGGGGCCCGCCGCUAUUUUCCCCGCUCUCCAAAACUUGCCGAACUCGUUGCGAGCAGGAAGGCACCGGGCGGCUCCGCUCGAUGCGGCGGCGGGGCCAGCACUGAGCCCGGUGCCGGAGCCAUGGCCAUGGUGGCCGGCGGCUGGGGCGAGCCCAACGGCGGCGGCGGCGGCGGCGGCGGCGGAGGGGAGGAGGCGGCGUCCCCCGCGGGCGGCGGCAGCGACGCGGAGCACGGCGAGGAGGAGCGGGCCGGGGCCGCCGUGGACUGCGUGGUGUGCGGGGACAAGUCCAGCGGGAAACACUACGGGGUCUUCACCUGCGAGGGCUGCAAGAGCUUCUUCAAGCGCAGCAUCCGCAGGAAUCUCAGCUACACCUGCAGAUCCAACAGGGAUUGCCAGAUUGACCAACAUCACCGCAACCAAUGCCAGUACUGCCGCCUCAAGAAGUGCUUCCGAGUGGGAAUGAGGAAGGAAGCCGUCCAGCGGGGCCGCAUCCCGCCCAGCCAUGCCAGCAGCAGCCCCCAUCCCCUUCCCGGAGGGGAAUUCCUCAACGGGCAGCCGCUGUCGGAGCUGAUUUCCCAGCUCCUCCGCGCCGAGCCCUACCCCGCCGCCCGCUACGGCUCCCAGUGCGCCCAGCAGGGCAGCGUGAUGGGCAUCGACAACAUCUGCGAGCUGGCCGCCCGCCUGCUCUUCAGCACCGUGGAGUGGGCGCGCAACAUCCCCUUCUUCCCGGAGCUGCCCGUGUCGGAGCAGGUGGCUCUGCUGCGGCUGAGCUGGAGCGAGCUGUUCGUGCUGAACGCGGCGCAGUCGGCGCUGCCGCUGCACAUGGCCCCGCUGCUGGCGGCCGCCGGCUUCCACGCCGCGCCCAUGGCYGCCGACCGGGUCGUGGCCUUCAUGGAUCAGAUCCGGCUCUUCCAGGACCAGGUGGAGAAGCUCAACCGGCUGCAGGUGGACUCGGCCGAGUACAGCUGCCUCAAGGCCAUUGCGCUCUUCACGCCGGACGCCUGUGGGCUCUCGGACCCGGCACAUGUGGAGAACCUGCAGGAGAAGGCCCAGGUGGCGCUGACAGAAUACGUGCGAUCCCAAUACCCGUCGCAGCCCCAGCGCUUCGGGAGGCUCCUGCUGCGGCUCCCGGCGCUCCGGGCCGUUCCCGCUGCCCUCAUAUCCCAACUUUUCUUCAUGCGGCUCGUCGGGAAAACUCCCAUCGAGACCCUCAUCCGGGACAUGCUGCUGUCCGGGAGCACCUUCAACUGGCCCUAUGGGACGGGGCAAUAGGGACGGA
Molecule: messenger RNA, 1676 nt
Organism: Malurus melanocephalus (red-backed fairy wren)
Lineage: Eukaryota; Metazoa; Chordata; Aves; Passeriformes; Maluridae
Gene: NR2F6
Product: nuclear receptor subfamily 2 group F member 6
Exons: 4
Coding region: 518-1669 (383 amino acids)
Biological process (GO): cell differentiation; anatomical structure development; negative regulation of transcription by RNA polymerase II
Molecular function (GO): nuclear receptor activity; zinc ion binding; RNA polymerase II cis-regulatory region sequence-specific DNA binding
Source: RefSeq, a predicted model, not a curated record